Letharia lupina is the source of this 1422-nucleotide messenger RNA. RefSeq lists its product as uncharacterized. Gene Ontology annotation, molecular function: oxidoreductase activity. Lineage: Eukaryota; Fungi; Ascomycota; Lecanoromycetes; Lecanorales; Parmeliaceae. Bases 1 to 1422 code for a protein of 473 amino acids. The record is from RefSeq and is a predicted model, not a curated record. The transcript has a single exon. Gene Ontology annotation, cellular component: cytoplasm.
AUGGAAGAACGAGCCUCGAUCCGUCCUGGGCUACCACUCCCAAAUCCUACGGUAUCAUACUGGCAAGAUCCUCCCUCUAGUCUUUCCAAUAACAGAACCACGCCCGAACUUCCCACAACCGUAGACACUCUCAUCAUCGGCUCUGGCAUUACUGGCACCACGCUCGCCUACAGGAUCCUCAGUCAACCUUCUCCACCCUCUGUCCUCGUGCUCGAAGCCCGUACCGCAUGUUCAGGCGCAACGGGACGAAAUGGCGGGCACACUAAAUGUGUCGCCUAUCGUGAGGUCUUGGAUAAUAUCAAAGAUCUGGGGGAAGAAGAGGCUGUUAAGAUAGCGAGGUUUGGAUACAAUUGCAUGAGGAACGUACAUGCUUUUGCUAGAGAGCAUGGUAUCGCGUGUGACAGUUGGCAAGGGGACACCGUCGAUGUGAUCUAUGAUCAGGCCCAGUGGAAUAAGGCUCAAAAGGCUGUGGCAGAGCUCAAUAGGGUGCUUGGUGACGAUGACCCAGUCGCGCAGUAUAAAUUUUGGGACGCUGAAGAGGCUGAGAAAAGGUUCCUGGCACAAGGCUCUCUUGGCGCAGUCUCUUACGAAGCUGGAAGUCUGAGUGCAUACAAGUUUGUCAUCGGCGUAUUGGCUCUAGCCCUGGAGAAGGGUCUGAACUUGCAGACAGAGACGCCUGCAUUGAGGAUUGGAAAGUACGAGAGUGGCCACAGGGGUUGGAUUGUAGAAACACCACGCGGUGCCGUUAAAGCGGAGAGAGUGGUUCUAGCAACGAAUGGAUACGCAGCACAUCUGUAUCCACCACUUCAAGGCGUGAUUGUGCCACUGAGAGGGCACAUGACCGCUCAGCGACCUGGGUCAGGUCUACCAAAAGACGGUCUGGCAACGACAUAUUCGUUUAUCUAUGACGAUGGAUACGAAUACAUGAUACCACGUCCACAAGGUUCAAUGUUCGCAGGCGACAUUAUGAUUGGUGGCGGUGCCACGAAAGGGCGAGACGAGGGCCUUUGUGAGUUCGGAACCACAGAUGACACCACAACGGAUGCUGUCAUACUCAAAUAUGUCGAAGACAGCGCAGCUGAGCGAUUCGGCUCCAACUGGGGCCAUGACCAUCCGGAAGGCCGUCUGCGCAAAGCCUGGACGGGAAUAAUGGGAUACUCCUCAGACGGAUUUCCCCUCAUUGGACAGUUGCCUGACGAGAACGACCUGUACAUCGCUGCAUCUUUUCAAGGAUCAGGAAUGGUGUUAUGCUUUGAAUCUGCAAGAGCGCUAUUCAAAAUUAUGAGCCAAGAAGACGAAGCGCUGGACCGGUGGUUCCCAAAAGUGUUUCGUAUUACACGUGAGAGGAUGAAGCGCAAGUUUCGAGGGAGACUCCACGCAAAAGUCCCUCCAAUGGAUCUUGAGAUGAAGAGUCAACCAUGA